Molecule: messenger RNA, 672 nt
Organism: Prinia subflava (tawny-flanked prinia)
Lineage: Eukaryota; Metazoa; Chordata; Aves; Passeriformes; Cisticolidae
Gene: FAHD1
Product: fumarylacetoacetate hydrolase domain containing 1
Exons: 1
Coding region: 1-672 (223 amino acids)
Cellular component (GO): mitochondrion
Molecular function (GO): acetylpyruvate hydrolase activity
Source: RefSeq, a predicted model, not a curated record
AUGGGCAGCUCCAGGCCGCUGUCCCGCUUCUGGGAGUGGGGCAGGAACAUCGUGUGCGUGGGGCGCAACUACGCGGAGCACGCCAAGGAGAUGGGCAGCGCCCUGCCCGCAGAGCCGCUCUUCUUCCUCAAGCCCUCCUCGGCCUACGUGCGGGAGGGAUCGCCCAUCGUGCGGCCCUACUACUGCCGGAACCUGCACCACGAGGUGGAGCUGGGGGUGGUGAUCGGCCGGAGCGCCCGGGCCGUGCCCGAGGCCGAGGCCAUGGCACACGUGGCGGGCUAUGCCCUGUGCCUGGACAUGACGGCCCGCGACACCCAGGAGCAGUGCAAAAAGAAGGGGCUGCCCUGGACCUUGGCCAAAGGGUUCGGCUCGUCCUGCCCCGUCAGUGACUUCGUGCCCAAGGAGAAGAUCCCAGACCCGCACAAGCUGCAGAUCUGGCUGAAGGUGAACGGGAAGCUGAGGCAGGAGGGGGACACCUCCUCCAUGAUCUUCUCCAUCCCUUACCUGAUCAGCUACAUCAGCCACGUAUUCACCCUGGAGGAAGGGGACUUGAUUCUCACGGGCUCUCCCAAAGGAGUGGGGUCCGUGGAGGCCGACGAUGAGAUCGAGGCGGGGAUCAGGGACGUGGUGUCCAUGAGGUUCAAGGUGGCGCAGCAGACACGGGGACUCUGA